CUCCGCCUUCCCAGGGCUCCGGCAGCGGCGGAGUAAACGGGACCGGCCCGGCCUCGGAGCGCGAGGUGGCGGGUGGGACGCGGACGCCUGAAGGAGUUGUUCUUCCGGCAGCUCCCGCGGAGACGUGAAGAGUUUUUCCAGGUGGAUGUGGGAAGAGAAGUUUAAAGAACUGAAAUGGAGGUCAGAGCUUCAUUACAGAAGGUUAGUGGAUCAUCUGAUUCUGUGGCUACAAUGAACAGUGAAGAAUUUGUUUUGGUUCCUCAAUAUGCAGAUGAUAAUUCUACAAAACAUGAAGAAAAACCUCAACUGAAGAUAGUUUCUAAUGGUGAUGAACAAUUGGAAAAAGCCAUGGAAGAGAUUUUGAGAGAUUCUGAGAAAAGGCAAAGCAGUCUUCUUGUUGACUGUCAAAGUUCCAGUGAGAUUUCAGAUCAUUCGUUUGGAGAUAUUCCAGUCAGCCAAACCAAUAAGCCAUCUCUUCAGUUAAUUUUGGAUCCAUCUAACACAGAAAUUUCUACACCCAGAUCAUCUUCUCCAGGUGGACUACCUGAAGAAGACAGUGUUUUAUUUAAUAAACUGACCUACUUAGGAUGUAUGAAGGUUUCUUCCCCACGUAAUGAAGUGGAGGCUUUACGGGCAAUGGCAACCAUGAAAUCUUCCAGUCAGUACCCCUUUCCUGUUACCCUGUAUGUGCCAAAUGUACCGGAAGGUUCUGUGAGAAUCAUAGACCAAUCCAGCAAUGUGGAGAUAGCAUCUUUUCCAAUCUAUAAGGUGUUAUUCUGUGCACGUGGACAUGAUGGAACAACAGAGAGCGAUUGCUUUGCAUUUACAGAGAGUUCCCAUGGUUCAGAAGAAUUUCAGAUCCAUGUUUUCUCCUGUGAAAUUAAAGAGGCAGUAAGCAGAAUUUUGUAUAGUUUCUCUACAGCGUUCAAACGUUCUUCCAGACAAGUGUCUGAUGUUAAAGACUCAAUUAUUCCUACCCCCGACAGUGAUGUAUUUACCUUCAGUGUCUCCUUGGAGGUAAAAGAAGACGAUGGAAAAGGAAACUUUAGCCCUGUGCCUAAGGAUAGAGAUAAAUUUUAUUUCAAAUUAAAGCAAGGAAUAGAGAAGAAGGUUGUGAUUACAGUGCAGCAACUUUCUAACAAAGAAUUAGCUAUUGAAAGAUGUUUUGGAAUGUUAUUAAGCCCAGGUCGAAACGUGAAGAACAGUGACAUGCAUUUACUGGAUAUGGAAUCCAUGGGAAAGAGCUACGAUGGGAGAGCUUAUGUUAUCACUGGCAUGUGGAACCCCAAUGCACCAAUAUUUCUGGCACUUAAUGAGGAAACCCCAAAAGAUAAACGAGUAUACAUGACUGUGGCCGUGGAUAUGGUAGUUACAGAGGUGGUAGAGCCUGUUCGCUUUCUCCUGGAGACAGUAGUCCGUGUGUACCCUGCAAAUGAGCGAUUUUGGUAUUUCAGCAGAAAGACUUUCACAGAGACUUUCUUCAUGAGAUUGAAACAGUCUGAGGGAAAAGGCCAUACCAAUGCUGGAGAUGCAAUAUAUGAGGUGGUGAGUCUACAGCGAGAGUCUGACAAGGAGGAACCAGUCACUCCUACUAGUGGAGGGGGCCCAAUGUCACCCCAGGAUGAUGAAGCAGAAGAGGAGAGUGAUAAUGAACUCUCAAGUGGAACAGGUGAUGUGUCUAAGGAUUGUCCUGAGAAGAUCCUAUAUUCUUGGGGAGAAUUGCUAGGAAAAUGGCACAAUAACCUUGGUGCACGGCCGAAAGGGCUAUCUACUCUGGUGAAGAGUGGCGUCCCUGAAGCAUUGAGAGCGGAGGUAUGGCAGUUACUGGCGGGCUGUCACGACAGCCAGGCAAUGCUGGAUAAAUACCGAAUUCUUAUCACAAAGGACUCGGCCCAGGAGAGUGUUAUUACUCGAGAUAUUCAUCGUACAUUUCCCGCACAUGAUUACUUUAAAGAUACUGGAGGAGAUGGUCAGGAAUCACUCUAUAAGAUCUGCAAGGCCUACUCUGUGUAUGAUGAAGACAUCGGGUACUGUCAAGGGCAGUCUUUUCUUGCUGCUGUAUUACUGCUGCAUAUGCCAGAGGAACAAGCAUUCUGUGUUUUGGUGAAAAUCAUGUACGACUAUGGUUUGAGAGACCUUUACAAAAACAACUUUGAAGAUCUUCAUUGCAAAUUCUACCAGUUGGAGAGACUAAUGCAGGAGCAGCUACCGGACCUGCAUAGCCAUUUUUGUGAUCUGAACCUGGAAGCUCAUAUGUAUGCAUCCCAGUGGUUUCUCACUCUUUUUACUGCCAAGUUCCCACUCUGCAUGGUGUUCCACAUCAUUGACCUACUGCUUUGUGAGGGUUUGAACAUAAUCUUUCAUGUAGCUUUGGCGCUCCUAAAGACCUCAAAGGAAGACCUUCUGCAGGCUGAUUUUGAAGGUGCUUUAAAGUUCUUUAGAGUUCAGCUUCCAAAGAGAUACAGGGCAGAGGAAAAUGCAAGAAGACUGAUGGAGCAGGCUUGCAAUAUUAAAGUACCAACCAAGAAGCUGAAGAAAUAUGAGAAAGAAUAUCAGACAAUGCGAGAGAGUCAGCUGCAACAGGAAGACCCAAUGGAUAGAUACAAGAGGGAGAACCGAAGAUUACAGGAGGCCAGCAUGAGGCUGGAACAAGAGAAUGACGACCUUGCCCACGAACUAGUAACAAGCAAAAUUGCCCUACGGAAUGACUUGGAUCAGGCAGAAGACAAGGCAGAUGUGUUGAAUAAGGAGCUCCUCUUGACCAAACAGAGGCUGGUGGAGACUGAAGAAGAGAAGAGGAAGCAAGAGGAAGAGACAGCCCAGCUAAAAGAAGUCUUCAGGAAACAGCUAGAGAAGGCAGAAUACGAAAUAAAGAAGACUACAGCUAUUAUUGCUGAGUAUAAACAGAUCUGUUCACAGUUGAGUACCAGGCUGGAGAAACAGCAAGCAGCCAGCAAGGAGGAGCUGGAAGUGGUAAAGGGGAAGAUGAUGGCAUGCAAACACUGCAGUGACAUUUUCAGCAAGGAGGGCGCUUUAAAGCUAGCAGCCGCCAGCAGAGAGGACCAAGGAAUUGAAACGGAUGAUGAGAAGGACUCACUUAAGAAGCAGCUGAGAGAGAUGGAACUGGAACUGGCACAAACCAAGCUGCAGUUGGUGGAGGCCAAGUGUAAAAUUCAGGAACUUGAACAUCAGAGAGGAGCCCUUAUGAAUGAAAUCCAAGCUGCAAAAAACUCUUGGUUUAGCAAAACCCUGAACUCUAUCAAAACGGCCACGGGCACCCAGCCAUUGCAGCCACCACCAGUCACCCAGCCACCCAAGGAGAGCACAUAGUUCCAGCCUUACCCAAGCGCAAGAGCACAAUGAUCAAGCAGUGGAAACCUGGGAGGAUUCUUCCUGGUGUCCCUUUGAAGGAAAGUCAAGGAGGCCAGAAAACAAGCCAGAAUCUUUCAGUAGCUCUCACUCUUUCUUGUAUGACACUUUUCAAAGGGAUGUUAUUUAAACUGACCUGUUCUAUGUUGAAUACCCACUUUCCAGCUUCUUCAUGGAAGGCCAUGUUCAGAUCCAUCAUAGUAUGACACAUUAUUUUGUAUGCCUGAUGUUCAAUUGGAAAUAAGUAAUUCAGAACUAAAUGAUUUUUUAUUUAGCGCUCAGUUAAUUAAUUCAUACUUAUUUUUAUCUUACAUAAAAUGGAGACAUCUUGUUAUUCCAAGGUUGAAGUGAUAGGAAGAUCUUUGUCACAGGAGAAAAACAUUGAAAGCUAAACCUCUUAACUUUUCAGGAUUUAUUCAGAUAAAGCACACUGUGGGGCUAGGUAUGACCACUCUCAGGUUUCCUCCUGAGCCUGAUUCCCAGGGGAGUCAUAAUCCUCUCCAAAGGAAAGAACCAGUCAGUGAUGAUCAUUGGUUUACUUUGGUUUUCUGUUCGGUACAUCUGGAAAUGAAGUGCCAGGGAUAGAUGGGCUAUUCAGAAUACACAUUAGGUAAAUGGAAAUGAGAUUUUAAUAAGCGUAGGUUGGAAUCAUUUGGGCUGUGGUAUUGUAACAGAUCCUGUUAAGAACUCCACGUGGGACUUACAAGUUCCUAAGUAUGCCUAAGUAUAGACAUAGAUGGAACUUCUGGCAAUUUUAAAGUUAAAGGUGGAUAGUACAACUUACACACUUAGGUGGCCUUCACCAGAGACGCCUAAUAAGGCCCUGGAUCAGCCAUUGUGCUGAAUAUAGUGGAACACAGAACCAGGGACAGAGUAUUUCAUUUAAUGUUGAUAUAUACUUGCUAAGGAAACACUAACAUACUGCAACUUUGUUAUAGGACAUAGUACUGAAAUAGGAAAUAGAGAUCAUCCUCACGGCAUCUUAGUUUAAUGUUGGGCAACUUUUUCUGACUUCUGUAGUUCCCUGAAAGUGUGUCUUUCGUACCCAUAGAUAAAGAGAUACAAAUGCAUUUGUAACAUUUUUGAUUGAAUAUAAAAUAUUUAGAGAAAUACUUAUCUCAUGGAAAGGUAACGCUACUGUUUAAAAUUUAGUGGAAAUAUUUUAUCAAUUAUAUUUAACAUGCCUAUAAAAAUAGUCCUUGCAGGAAUUUAUUUGAUAAGAGUGAAACUAUUUUUAUGUUGUAAGCUAUUUUGGAGGCCUCUGACCCUUUCACAUCAACCAAACCACUAUUAGGUAUGUACAAUAACAUUUGUUGAUAUUCAUCAUUGCCCUCAUCGUUGAACAUAUUAUUUGCAAAGGAUCUUAAACUCUAUAGUGCCAGAAUGAUUCUCAUCUGUGCCAUAUGUUGCAAUUAAAAGUAACACACUCUUAGAAGUAAGAAUCAAAUAAGAGCAUCUCCACCCAAGGAAGAUGCACCAAGAUGCUCCCAGUGAGUCUUUUCCUCUAAAAUGGUCUUUUAUGUUCUAAAAAGUGAAAUCCCCUUUAUCUGCAUUUAUAUCAUCUACAGCCCAUAAAAGUGAUGGGAUUGUUAUCUGUUAUACUCAUCAGAUAAUACUCUUCUUACAUGAAUCUUUUGUUGUUCUGACGUCUUUCAUUACAAAAUUUAUUUUCUUCUUACCAAAAAGGAACAUAACCCAGCAUUCCAAGUGUCUAUGUUGACUUUAAUAUUCUCUACAUGGUGGUCUAGAUAAGCUAACUUUUUUUUUUUUUGUAAAAUAUAAUAGCUAGAAAACACUAUCUCGGCACUUGUUUUUGUAAAUCCUUUAGUAUAGGCUGUGAGCUUUAUUGGUACUUUACGCUAUAAUCCCAAGAAGCCCUGUGCAGUUGCCUUAUCAAAUUGCCAGCUAAAUUAAAGAUGUUCUUUUGUGUUGUGAAUUUCAUAGUUCUGUACAGAGCUUGUUUCAACUUAGAAGAAUAAGUACAUUCCACAGAAUGCCUAAAGCAUAAUUUUCUUUAAAGAACAGUAGGUGAGGGAGAAACAUAAUGGCUCUAGGUCAAUCCCUGACCUGGAGACCUUGUUCAACUCCACAGUCCCUUUCCUUUUAAGAGAGGAAUCCUCCCUGGCCAGGCACAGUGGCCCAUGUCCAUAAUCCCAGCACUUUUGGGAGGCUGAGGUGGGCAGAUCACUUCAGAUCAGGUGUUCAAGACUAGCUGGCCAACAUGGUGAAACCCUGUCUCUACUAAAAAUACAAAAAUUGCCAGGUGUGGUGGCAGGUACCGGUAAUCCCAACUACUCAGGAGGCUGAGGCAGAAGAAUCGCUCAAAUCGAGGAGGCAGAGGUUGCAAUGUGCCAAGAACGCGUCAUUGCACUCCAGCCCGGGCAACAAGAGCAAAACUGUCUCAAAAAAGAAAAAUCAACAGGUGUAUACAUGUCAAGUUUGGUAAGUCCAUCUUUUGAGUUUUCUUGUAGCUCUUACAAAAGAUUAUGAGGGCAACACAUAGUUUUUUUUUUAAUGCACCAGCCCCAUAUCAUACUUGGGUAUCCCUGUUGGUACCAUAAGCCUAAACUCUCCCUCACUGUAAUGCCUUUGAGUUAGCAGCAAUAGUUAAGACUAGAAACAAAGAAAAUUCAGAAUUUGAUAUGUGAUCUGAUCAUACAAUGUUAUAAUAGCAAUAUUCCAAACAAAACGUCCUUCACUGUCUAUUGUUUGAAAACUCAUGCAUUCCAGCAUGAAGUAACUGCUAGUUUUAAUUUCACUUAUUUUGAGAUAUAUUUUGAGACUUGCAUCUCUUGUCUUGAAUUUCAUUUAGAAGAGAUUAACCAGCCAAAUAUCCAGGAAGGUUUCAAAAGAUUCCAGUGUCUUUCCUAGGAUGCACUCUGUAAAAAAAAUUCCUCUGGAAAUCUAGUAUUCGUAAUAUCUGAGAACUGAUCAUUUCUAUUUUCAUGAAAUUCUGU
Molecule: messenger RNA, 6326 nt
Organism: Saimiri boliviensis boliviensis (Bolivian squirrel monkey)
Lineage: Eukaryota; Metazoa; Chordata; Mammalia; Primates; Cebidae
Gene: RABGAP1L
Product: RAB GTPase activating protein 1 like
Biological process (GO): regulation of GTPase activity
Molecular function (GO): GTPase activator activity; small GTPase binding
Source: RefSeq, a predicted model, not a curated record